Nakaseomyces glabratus is the source of this 780-nucleotide messenger RNA. It is a transcript of the gene YIH1, whose product is annotated as Yih1p. NCBI's taxonomy places the organism in Eukaryota, Fungi, Ascomycota, Saccharomycetes, Saccharomycetales, Saccharomycetaceae. Gene Ontology annotation, biological process: regulation of translational initiation; GCN2-mediated signaling. Gene Ontology annotation, molecular function: protein binding. Gene Ontology annotation, cellular component: cytoplasm. The record is from RefSeq and is a predicted model, not a curated record.
AUGGAUGAACUAGUUGUAGAAGAAUUGGAGUCUCUGGAAGCUAUCUACCCUGACUUACUGAAGAGAGAUGAUGCAGAGAAUAUAUUUGCCAUGAAGGUACCUCAACAUGAGAAGUUCACGGUCAAGAUCUCUUUGCCUGAUAAGUAUCCAGCAACUGAACCGCCCCAUGUCCUCGAAGUUUCUGUGGCUCAAGGAGAUUACGACUCAAAGUAUCUCACGACACUGUUUCAAGAAGUCAUGGAUUCCAUGUUUCACCAGGGUUCUGUUUGCCUGUUCGAUUUCUUCACUGAAUUGGAUGGUGUGCUAUAUGAUGAUGAAGAGGAAUCGUCUAUGGAUGCCGCUGAAGUAGUAGAUAAUUCUGCUUUAGUUCCCGUGGAUCCAUUUGAAGGCUGGACUGCGUCGGAUCCUAUCAGUGACCGUGGGUCAACAUUUAUGGCGUUUGCAGCUCAUGUAAAUUCCGAGGAGGAGGCAUUCCAAAUGCUUGAUCAUUUGAAGACCGAUUCUAAGAUGAGGAGGGCUAACCAUGCCAUGUGUGCCUGGAGAAUUAAGAAACAAACAGAUAGUAACGAUAUCAUCUACCAGGAUUGUGACGACGACGGAGAAACCGCAGCAGGAUCCCGAAUGCUACAUUUAGUGACUAUCAUGGAUGUGUGGAAUGUUAUCGUUGUAGUAGCUCGUUGGUUUGGUGGUGUACAUAUUGGUCCAGAUAGGUUCAAACACAUCAACUCAACGGCAAGAGAGGCAAUCCUGCGGGCAGGCUUUACACCAGCCAAAAAAUAA